AUGAUGCGAUCUAUUUUGGUUGCAUUUUUCGUCAGUACUUCUACGGUUGUUGCUCGAUUGCCUUGUGGUGGCUAUGAGAACAUCUACGUCUGCAAAGAAGACGACCCAUCCACGUUUCUUAUAUGCACAUAUGGAUACGAAUAUGAAUUCCAGUGCCCUCCUGGGUUACAUUUUAAUGCAAAAGUCAGUAUAUGCGACUGGCCUGGAAAGGCAUCUUGCGAUCUAGACGAAGAAGACCUAGAAGCUGAAAACAUGCCCCUGUACGAUGAUGAGGAUGAUGACUAUAUAUCUUGGCAAAUGGCAACGACAUCUGCAUGGUGGCCAAGACGUAUGCCCACAACAUCGCCCUGGUGGACACAACCGACCACCACAACAGCCCCCUGGUGGCCAAGACCCCGGAAAACAACACAAAGCUGGUUCCAACCUGCAUGGAAACCUAAAAAGGUUACACCGAGACCGACUAUGAAACCUAGGCACGGUCAGCUGACGGACAACGGUUGGAGAACCAGGAAGACAACAGCUGGAUAUGACCAUCGUCUCAUCCGUGGGCCUUCAGACCCGUGGGCACCGAUCACGACGGCCGUGGAACCUACUCAGCCUCCGUGGAAGAAGCGCUCAACGCCCAGAACACCCCAAAUAGUUUGGAAGGAGAGGAAAGCUGUGGAACAAAACGGAAUAGAAGUGAAAUCGACCACACCGAAACCAACAGUAACCGAAGCAGCAGAAAAUCUCACUGUCAACAAAGCAAAAUGUCCCAAAGACAAAUGCAAGUUGCCAGCAUGCCGGUGUCCUGGACCAGACAUCCCUGGAGGUCUACCUGUUAAGAAAGUCCCUCAGAUGAUAAUGCUUACCUUCGACGACAAAGUUAACGACGAAAAUUUCCAAUUUUUCAGUAAACUUUUCACAAAGGAUAGAACCAAUCCCAACGGAUGCCCAAUAAAAGCCACCUUUUUCGUUUCCAAGGUGGGAACCGACUUUGGAAAAGUCAAGGAGUUGUAUGACAUGGGCCACGAGAUUGCAUCUCACAGUAAGUCUUAUCGAUUCCCCCAUUCGUGGUGGGCAACAGCCACCUAUAAUGAUUUUAAGGACGAAAUAGAAGGUAUGCGAGAGGAACUUGUGAUAAAAGCUGGCAUUCCUUAUGCUGACAUCAAGGGCAUGAGAGUACCAUUCUUGCAAAUUGGAGGUGACAACCAAUACAAAGUUCUACAGGACUUCAAUUAUUUGUAUGACUCCUCUAUGGUCACUGGUCAUUUGUUGAGAGACAAACGUUCUCCAGUCUGGCCAUUCACUCUUGACUACCCGGUAGAUUGCAAGUAUAGCAGCGUGGAGCCAAGACCAAAGAAGUCCUAUCCAGGUUUGUGGGAGGUUCCCGUUGCUCGACUGUAUGGGAAUGACGGUAGGGCAUGUUCAAUGGCAGAUUCAUGUGUCCCAACUAAAACCACAAAAAUGGCUCUCAGAUACCUUCGAGACAAUUUUCUCCGGCAUUACACUAAAAACCGAGCGCCUUUGGGAAUUUUUGUCCAUGCCUCGUGGUUUAAGCAGACACCGCAUGCCUUGGAUGCAAUGCAAGAGUUUAUAGAGAAACUAACUCAACUCAGCGAUGUCUGGUUUCUGACCGUAUCGCAAGUCAUCGAGUGGACAAGAAAGCCUACACCGUUAGCAGAUCUCAAGACGUUUGAGGCAUUUCAGUGUAAGAAGACAUCAUAG
Molecule: messenger RNA, 1707 nt
Organism: Liolophura sinensis
Lineage: Eukaryota; Metazoa; Mollusca; Polyplacophora; Chitonida; Chitonidae
Product: chitin deacetylase 7-like
Exons: 2
Coding region: 1-1707 (568 amino acids)
Biological process (GO): carbohydrate metabolic process
Cellular component (GO): extracellular region
Molecular function (GO): chitin binding; hydrolase activity, acting on carbon-nitrogen (but not peptide) bonds
Source: RefSeq, a predicted model, not a curated record